UGGCUCAGUAGAAACGAAUCUGACUGGUAUCAAUGAGGACGCAAUAUUGAUCCCUGGCCUCCCUCGUUAAGGGAUUGGGCAUUGUGGUGAGCUGUGGUGUAGGUCUCAGAUGAGGCUUGGAUCCUGUGUUGCUGUGGCUGUGGUGUAGGCUGGCAGCUGAAGCUUGAACUCCACCUCUAGCCUGGUUACCUCCAUAUACCUCGGGUGCACCCCUCCCCCCAAAAAAGAGACAGAAAAAGAAAAGAAGUGAUGUAGAAUAGAAAAAAAAAAAAGAAUGAAAUAGUGUUUCUGGAUGCUUGCUUCCUCAUAUACACACACAUGAGUGUGUAUUAUUAGGAAGUGUUGUACAGUGUGUUUCUGCGUGUCACAGAGAGGUACACAACACAUCUGUUUCCUGUGUUCUCCUGUUUGCACUCUUGCCUUCCUCAGCCUGCAUUUUCAGUCAUUUGAAAUUGUUCACGAGAAUGCAGUUUAUAGUACUAGGAAUAUACAGAAAAGAACAGAGUGGGGGGUUCCCAUCGUGGCACAGCGGAAAUGAAUCUGACUAGAAACCAUGAGGUUUAGGGUUUGAUCCCUGGCCUUGCUCAGUGGGUUAAGGAUUCAGUGUUGCCAUGAGCUGUGGUGUAGGUGGCAGACCUGACUCAGAUCUGGCACAUUGCUGUGGCUCUGGUGUAGGCCGACAGCAACAGCUCCGAUUAGACCCCUAGCCUGGGAACCUCCGUAUGCCUCUGGAGUGGGUCUCUUUUUCUCAGGAAGGUUGUUACUACACCAGAAGAAGGACAGUUCACUCUUCACUUAUGGGAGUAAGAACAAGAAGCAUUUUGUUGGGGUAGGAAGUAGGUUGGAUUACGUAGGAAGGACAGAAAGGGAGAUGGGGUUAAGCUGUGUUUAGUAGACUGCCUGAUGGAAGUAAGCUUUGUAGGUUUGGAUUCUGGGAGCUGUUUGGGGUAGGAGCAAGCAGUUUUGGUGAAAAGGCAUCUGUUCUUUUUGUGUUUUGUUUUUUUCCCCCCCUUGUUUGGAAUCGUCCAUUUUGUCCUUAGUGCUUCUUGGAUGUAUCUGUCCUAUGAAACUUUUUAUGUGGUGUGUUGGUUUUAUGGUUGUAAAGCUGGUGUGAUCCGUUGCUAGGUAGCACUAGUAAUGGCUAUCUGGAGUGGAAAUGGAGUCUGUAGUUACCUGGUUUGGGGAGCUCUAAGGAUCACUAGAAGGCAUUUCUCAUGUAUUGUUACUUAAAAAAUAUUAACAGCUAGACAUGUCAGCAUGUGGUGCACUCUGGAUCUCUUUCUGCCUGUGCCCAAUGAGGGUCAUAUUAACAUAUUAACAGGAGGAGUUCCCGUGGUGGCUCAGUGGAAAUGACUCUGACUAGUAUCCAUGAGGAUGUGGGUUCGAUCCCUGUCCUUGCUCAGUGGGUUAAGGAUCCUAUGUUGCUGUGGCUAUGGCGUAGGCUGGCAGUUGCAGCUCUGAUUCGACCACCUAGCCUGGGAACCUCCAUAUGCCAAGUGAAUGUAUGGCCAUAAAAAGACCAAAAACAAAAACAUAUUAACAGGAAGAAGAAACAUUUCAGAAAACCUGAAAUGAGAAAUAAGUGCAUGGUGGAAUCCAUGAAGGAACCAUGGUCAAAAUGUUUUCCUCUUGCUUCUGAUGAAUAGGGUAAAAACCUCCCCAAGAGUCUUCCCCACCCCCCAGGUGGGGGACUGUUGGGCACUUUUGAACUUAAUUAUUUAUAUUCUCCUCAGCAUCUAGAAUCUUACAUGAUGCAAGAAUCCUUUGAAGCAUGUCUUGCCCUACUCCUGUCUUGGGGGGGUUUUGACAUCUGGACCCAUAUAAGAUAGAUUUUCCUGUUGUUUUUGUUACUUGGAUAGCUCAUAUGGCCAUGCAGAGGCUUGGGAAGGUCUCAAAAAUCAGGUUACAAUUGAUCUUUCCUUUUCAGAGGCUGAUGGUUUGUUCUGGGUUGUUGCUCACCCUGGUGUGAUCUUUGCAUAUGUAUUAACUGUGACAACCAGCUUGUAAGAGAGGACCCUGAUCAGAUCCCAGAAAUGUUGCUUUAGGUCAGGUAAUAUGCUCUCUUAUUAAGAAAGGUGUCAGGCAAUUUAUUAUUCACCAGUGAAACAACUUGGAGUGGGAAAGCCUCCUUGUCAAAAACUUAAAAAAAUUCAUCUUUGUCAUUAGAAAAGAGGGAGCACUUUUCCAUGUCUACUUUAAACUGAAAAACACUCUCAGGACUGAGUGAUCUUUUUUUUUUUUUUUUUUCCUUUUUAUGGCUGCACCUGCCGCAGAUGGAAGUUCCCAGGCUAGGAGUCGAAUCAGGGUUGCAGCACCACAGCUCACAGCAAUGCCAGAUCCUUAACCCACUGAACAGAGCCAGGGAUUGAACCCACAUCCUCAUGGACACUGUGUCGAGUUCCUAACUCGCUGAGCUGCAAUGGGAACUCCCAGGACUGAGUGAUCUUAAAGAGACACCCAUAGUGCUGCCCUGAGGAUCAGGGGGUGAAGCCCUUCUCCCUGGUCAGGAUCUGGAGAACAGACUGCUUGUGCUACAGACCUGCGUCCUACUGGUUAAUUUCAUUCCCCCACUUGAGAAUGAUCCCUUUUGUGAGUGAAGCUAAAACACUUCAUUUCCACGCCUCUUUGCUCUUCCCAAUGACUCCUGCUUGACAGAGUCACUGAGGUCUGGAGAAUUGGAUUCCAGUGUCACAGACUUAGCAGGAGAGGAGGGGAGGGAGGGGUGGAGGAGAUACACUUUCUUUGGGCUUUUCAUCCAUUCCCCCCCCACCCUCCAAGCCCACCUGACAGCUCCAUAAACCUGGCUCUUUGCCUGACUUGGUAGAGGUACUGAUAGGAAAGAAAUAGGUAUGAGAUUAAGUAGAACUUAACUUUGCCUUGUGCGAUUUUCCUGAGUUUGACCCUGCCAAGAAUGUUACAAACUUUUCCUGGGAGCUAUAGGUGUUUGCACACCUGUGAGGUGGGGAUGGCUGGAGGAGCACAGCUAAAAUAGAUAAAAUCUACACAUUGAAAAACCAACUUGAAUAAUUGAGAACUGUCAGAUAUGUUUAGGAACCAUGAUUUUAAAUACUUCCGUAACAAGGUUGAGCAAACAAAUACACAGUAAAGAAAUAGAUACAUGUAGAUAAACUGAGAGAAGAGCCCUGGAAAUGUUUUUUUCUUUGUGAAUCAAAUUGAGAACUGGGGUCCUUACUGGUUGCCAUGGUAGGAACAAGCCCAUCAUGCUUUUGAGGGAUGCUUCGCUUAUUGAUAGUAAUACUGUGAAAACUCACACCUUUGCAGGUGUAUCAGUGUCAGCUUCAGCGUUGGUCCCAGGCUAUGCUGGGUAUAGUACAGACAUCUGUUGAAAAGACAGCUUCUUUAACUCCUGCAUUUUAAAAGAUUAUGUGACAGCUUUGAUGGAAGAGAAAGAGUACUUGCAUUGUGUGGGGUGUGUUUAUUCCUGUGAGGUUCAUUAGUGGUUAAAGCAGCAUCUGAGCCCUGUAGGUAAUGUGUAGGGCGUGAGAUACAGCCUCCUACCCUUCUAACCUUCCUGGGACAAGUCUACAAGGUGCUUAGCAAAAUGACACUUACUCUGCUGAACCUGUACAACUGUUCAAGAUCCUUAUUGGAAUCAAGCCUGCCGGAAAGGGGUUUACCAUCUCGGGAUUGCAUGGCUUUCUGUACCGGGCUCCGGGGCCCCUUCGCCCAAGUGAGCAGAGCCCUCAGCCAGCGCUGUUUCAGCACCACUGGGAGCCUCAGUGCGAUUCAGAAGAUGACUCGGGUGCGCGUGGUGGACAACAGUGCCCUCGGGACCACCCCCUACCAUCGCCCCCCUCGCUGCAUCCACGUCUAUAACAAGACCGGGGUGGGCAAGGUGGGCGACCGGAUCCUGCUGGCCAUCAGGGGGCAGAAGAAAAAGGCGCUCAUCGUGGGGCAUCGCAUGCCUGGUCCCCGCAUGACCCCCAGGUUCGACUCCAACAACGUGGUCCUCCUCGAGGACAACGGGAACCCUGUGGGGACCCGAAUCAAGACACCCAUCCCCAGCAGCCUGCGCCAGAGGGAAGGCGAGUUUUCCAAGGUGCUGGCCAUUGCUCAGAACUUUGUGUGAGCAGAGCCAGGGUGCCAGCCAGGGGCUCGUGGAUGGAGCCAUUCUGAGAACUGUGCCUCUGCUGAGAGGGAGCCCUGGGAACAGUGUCCUGUGGGGGAAUAAACAUUUUCUUGUACGUUUGA
Molecule: messenger RNA, 4212 nt
Organism: Sus scrofa (pig)
Lineage: Eukaryota; Metazoa; Chordata; Mammalia; Artiodactyla; Suidae
Gene: MRPL14
Product: mitochondrial ribosomal protein L14
Biological process (GO): translation
Cellular component (GO): mitochondrion; ribosome
Molecular function (GO): structural constituent of ribosome
Source: RefSeq, a predicted model, not a curated record